GCGCGCUAGCAGACUGGAGGAGCGGCGUCGGGACAGACAGGAGAGGACUGCUGCGGGACGGGAGCUCCAGUCGCUCCCAGUGGCUACGGCUACAGUUAGCUGGCUAACUGCUGCUAGCUGUUGGACAGCUGAAAAUGUUUACUUUCUGCUUGUUAACGGAGCGGAGAGUGGUAGCAGCGACGGGGGAUCGUGCCAUGACUUCCCAGUGUCUUGUUGGCGACGUUUACGAGCUUUGAGCUAUGCUCCCGCGAAAGAAAAGUAAAAAAGAAGCGUCAAAACCGGCCGAGGUACACGGGAAAUAUGUGAAGAAGGAAACGUCUCCGCUCCUCAGAGAUCUUAUGCCCUCGUUCAUCCGCCAUGGACCCACCAUCCCCAGACGAACCGAGGUCCCCCCGCCGGAGAUGGCGCCCUCUUCCUACCCCGCGGCGACCAGCAGGGAGUCUGUGCUGUCCCGCACCAAGAGCGUCCUGCGCGCGGCCGUACAGAGGCCGCCGCACGAGGUGGCCCGCAGAGAGAGCCACCGCAUGUCGGCGCCGCCGUACCUGCCCCGCAGCCUGGGGGACGUGUCCCACGAGUACCGCGGCUCCACGCAGUCCUUCCUCACCGAGGCGGGCCCCAUGUCCGAGAACGGAGACGCCGCCCGCUACUACUACCCGGCCGAGCCCUAUUACGAGAACCAGCCGCAGCGUCCGCCCCGGAGGGUCCAGGAGCGCUUCCCGGACGAUUAUAGAUACUAUGAACACAAUGAAGCCAACUUCCAAAGACUUCCCCACCAACACGCUUCCCCCGCGCCAAGCCGACCCCCCUCAGGCAUAGGUCGAAUACAGGCCAAGUCUCUGGGGAACCUCUCCAGCCUAACCGCGGAGGACCUCCCCCUUCCGGCCGGGUGGACCGUUGACUGGACCAUCCGCGGCAGGAAGUACUACAUCGACCACAACACCAACACCACACACUGGAGCCACCCUCUGGAGAGGGAGGGGCUCCCUCCAGGCUGGGAGAAAGUGGAGUCCGCUGAGUUCGGGGUCUACUAUAUGGACCACAUCAACGAAAGAGCUCAGUACCGACACCCAUGUGCCCCGAGCGUGCCCCGUUACGACCAGCCCCCACCGCCCCCCGUCACCUAUCGGCCACGCCCACCCGAAAGGAACCAGCCGGUGCUGGUACCAGCCAACCCGUACCACACGGCAGAGAUCCCAGACUGGCUGCAGGUGUACGCCCGCGCUCCCCUCAAGUAUGACCACAUCCUGAAGUGGGAGCUGUUCCAGCUGGCCGACCUGGACACCUAUCAGGGCAUGCUGAAGCUGCUGUUCAUGAAGGAGCUGGAGCACAUCGUCAAAUCCUACGAGGUGUACCGCCAGGCGCUGCUGUCGGAGCUGGAGGCGCGCAGCCAGCGGCAGCCGUGGUACACUCAGCAGCCCAACAAGAACUUCAUGGGCAACAUGUGACCGCUUCUCUCGGCCACGCCCGGCCGAGGUUGCAGCAGUGUGGGAGCGGCCCCUGUUGCCUUUGAUAUCAACAUUGACUCGUAAUUGCUUCCUUACCAAAUACAUCCGUGCCUUCGCUUGAUCCAAAUAUAACAGCCAAGAGGUCAAAACACUCCCUGACAGCGUGGAGGAGGAGGAGGGGGGGGUGCUCACUUUAUGAAUGACUGAAAGAAACAGUAGAAUGAAGACUGUGUGGAGGCUGCUUGUGGUGUUUAAAACCACCCAAAUCAGACGUGAAUCAUGGUGCAAUUCCACUUCCUUUUUGUUUUUUUUUCAGGACUGAGCUGCACCAUGUCUGAAAGUCUGGACACCUGUUGAGAACGAUCCCGAGACUGUGCCUUUAAUAAAGUAAAAUGCAGCAACUUAGCCAUUGUUCGCCCGUAUCACGCGUACACCGUCUGAUCCGUCUCUUUUUUUUUUUCUUUUUUUUUUUCUCCUGCAGGGCGAAUUGACCGGCAGCUUCUUCUAUUUAAACACACUUUUUGUUUCCUUUUGCUUUGUAACCCUCAUAAACUAAAACAAUACUCUUAGGGUAAAUAAACAUAUGCAUUGCUCUUGUUUUUUGCAGACACUCUGUACACUAAAAGACAAUCCAAAGGUUUCUGUCAUCUUGAAAUGUUGUGAAACACUUUUGCUGCGGUGGUUUGAGCAUCUCGGCUCACCUGGCAUUACUACCAAUCAGGAAUAUUCCUGUUUUGUUUUUUUUGUUUUGUUUUUUUCUUUAAUAAAACAAAGAUAAGCUACUGGACAUUUUACCAUACCUUUUAAAAACAUAUAAAGUUUGCCAAAUGAGUGCAUUUGACUUGAAACUGCUGUGAA
Molecule: messenger RNA, 2303 nt
Organism: Fundulus heteroclitus (mummichog)
Lineage: Eukaryota; Metazoa; Chordata; Actinopteri; Cyprinodontiformes; Fundulidae
Gene: sav1
Product: salvador family WW domain containing protein 1
Exons: 5
Coding region: 240-1445 (401 amino acids)
Biological process (GO): apoptotic process; hippo signaling; regulation of cell population proliferation
Molecular function (GO): molecular adaptor activity; protein binding
Source: RefSeq, a predicted model, not a curated record